This is a messenger RNA of Symsagittifera roscoffensis, 1904 nucleotides long. RefSeq lists its product as uncharacterized. NCBI's taxonomy places the organism in Eukaryota, Metazoa, Xenacoelomorpha, Acoela, Convolutidae. The record is from RefSeq and is a predicted model, not a curated record. The coding region runs from base 477 to 1739 and encodes 420 amino acids. The transcript has 4 exons.
UAAAAAAUCAAGGCGAGUAAAUAAACUGAAUCAUUUGAAUUUUCUAGCAUUUUGUUAAAAUAUUUUAUCUUAAAGCUGUACAUGUCCUAAAACAUGUUUUAUAAAAACUUCUUUUUUAAUCAAUGACUACGCAUAACUGAGAGGACAAAUGGCUCUGAUUUUACAACAAAUCUCAAAAGGUGUAACAUUAAGUUUGAAUGCACAAAAUAAUAAAUGGAUUCUGAUGUUCUGCUCUUCUCAGACUUCAAAUAGCGUGCUUUUUUCUUUCAAAUAAAAAUAGUCUUUAGAGAAAUCUUUGGUGUUAUAUGAUGUUCCGAAUCGCAGCAAACGAUCUUAGUUUUAUCAGAUAAUUGCAACUUUUUAUUACCGUGUCGUAACAGUAUAAAAAGGUUACUUGAACAAAAAUUGAAUUAAUUUAUCAAAAAAUUAUUGACUACACACGCAACAACUAUAAAAAAGGGACAUUUAAAAAAAAAAUGGAAGACUUGAAAUUAUCGCCGGAUGAAGUAACUUUUGAACUUCAAGGAAACAAAUUAAGCCAAAAAAACGACAAAUACUUUGAUGCUCGAAAACAAAGCAGGCACGGAAACGAAACAGACUACGCAGAGAUUCCUAUCGAAACGCAGCAUCAGGAAAACCCAAUUCAUGAUUCUGUGCAUCAAACCUACGCGGAGCCAGAAAAAGUAACCAUGAGCGGUGAAACAGCGGGAAAAGAGCUUAACAAUUGGUCAAGGACAUGUUUCCUUGCAAUGGGAAGCGUACUAUUGAUUGCUGUUCUUCUACUGGCAAUAUUGAUGGCUGUAUCAAUUGUUUUGACAGUUUCAUUGUCAAAUGAAAUAAACAAGCACAAUGCUCAACAAACAGAAACCCUGGAAGACAUCGCAAAAAAUCAAGAUAACCUUGAAAGCUUGUUGACUAAUCUUUCCGGAAAAGUGGACAAAAUUGAAGUAAGUUUGAACGACAUAAACAAGCACAAUGCUCAACAAACAGAAACCCUGGAUGACCUCGCAAAAAGUCAAGAUAACCUUGAAAGCUUGUUGACUAAUCUUUCCGGCAAAGUGGACACAAUUGAAAAAAACAUGUGGUCAGAUGACGAAAGAAACUGGCUAAAUGUCUUCUCAGUCGAAGCAUAUUCAGGAAUUCACAUCUACAAUUUCUUCAAAGAUGGUAACACGUCUGCUGCUGUUCCUGGCGCCAUCGUUUAUACAAACAGAACCUUCAGACAUCCGUUAAUUUCAGACAAAAUGAAACAGAGCCAGUAUGUACGAUUCUCUGUUUUCAAACAUGACUUGUCGGAAGUGGCUAAACGAGUCAUUUUCCAAAUCAAACCCAAUGACGGUCUAGAAAAUUGGUUCAGUUUUGAACGACUGGAGAUGUCAAUGGGCUGGAAUUUUAGCUCAAGAGGUCCUCAAGGAAUACGUGGAAGUUGGAUGUUAAUAAGUGCAAGUGCUGACCAAGACGGAACUGAUACCAGACUUCAAAGAUAUUUCCAUAUGUCUCAUUCAUAUGCCGGAUGCCCAUAUGAUCGAGCUUGGUUCGUAGCUUUGACCCCAAAAAUGGCGAACGCCGCCAUUCAUUGCACCUGGGCCAAGUGGUGGCUGCGUGAGGACAUAGUUGCUUCUGGAAUGGCAGAUAGAAACCAACCCCCCGCGUUUCUUUACUCUGAGGGUCAGCAAGCUACCCUGCCAGAUGGAUUAAAAGCAGCUGGAAAAAUCACAAUAGAUGUGUACGGCGCUUAAAUAAUAAACUUUUUCAUUAAUGAUGGCUCUUCAGUUCCCAAAUGAGUUUCAAAUAGAAAGGUCUAUUAACUUAGUAGAGUUGCCAUUAUCAAAAACUGAAGCUAAGUCUACAAAAAUUUGGCAAGAAUUUUAAAUUUAAAAAACUUUUUCGAAAUUUGUAAUCAA